Molecule: messenger RNA, 1437 nt
Organism: Chaetomium fimeti
Lineage: Eukaryota; Fungi; Ascomycota; Sordariomycetes; Sordariales; Chaetomiaceae
Product: 50S ribosomal protein L30e-like protein
Exons: 2
Coding region: 167-1012 (281 amino acids)
Biological process (GO): ribosome biogenesis
Cellular component (GO): ribonucleoprotein complex
Source: RefSeq, a predicted model, not a curated record
AGCGAGCGAUUCGGCGUGAAAGCAGAGACAGCGAUAACUGUUUUUAGCACGAAUUUCCAGCAUCUAUCUUCCAACAUUUACCAACCGGACCUGCCAUUAGUGGUUUAUCUGUUAGACUUCCGAUAUCCCACACAUAAUCUCCCUUUCGCGAAUACCAACCAUCACAAUGGCGGCCGCGGACAGGGUCGAGGUCGUCGACGACAAGAAGCUGAAGAAGGAGAAGAAGAGCAAGGACAAGUCGGAGAAGAAGGACAAGAAGCGCAGCGACAACGACGGCGUCCGCAAAGAGAAGAAGGACAAGAAGAAGGAUAAGGUGAAGCAAGACAAGCUCGCCCGCGCCCUCGAUGCCCACCUCCAAGCCGAUGCCGCCGCCGCGUUCGAGGACGACGAGGUCGCCGAUGUCGACCCCGAGGACCUCAUCAAGCCCGCCGAGGAGCUGGUCCCGUUCGCGCUGCCGCUCGCCGACGACAAGACGCACAAGAAGAUCUUCAAGCUGAUCAAGAAGGGCGCCAAGCUCAAGUCGAUCCACCGCGGCGUAAAAGAGUGCGAGAAGGCCAUCAAGAAGUGCCCGCCCAAGACGGCGGCGUCGGGCGAGGUGGCGGCGCCCGGGCUGGUCAUCAUCGCGGGCGACAUCUCGCCCAUGGACGUCAUCAUGCACUUCCCCGUGCUGUGCGAGGAGCACGGCGUGCCGUACCUGUACGUGCGGUCGCGGGCCGACCUGGGCGUGGCGGCGUGCACCAAGCGCGCGACCAGCGUGGUGAUGCUCAAGCCCGAGGGCAAGAAGCCCGCCGCGGGCAGCGGCGGCGACAAGGGCAAGAAGAAGGACGCCGACGCCGAGAUGGAGGACGCCGACAGCGGCAAGGUCAGCGCCGAGGAGUACCUCGACUCGUGGAAGGACUUGAUCAAGACGGCCGAGAAGCAGUGGAAGAUCCAAGUCCAGCCGUGGGUCAAGGGCACCCACCCGCUCCAGAUUGCCGACCGGGAGAAGGCGCGGCUGGCAGCGAGCGCUUGAGUUCGAUCCGAAGGGGGAAGCUGCUUUCGUCUCGGCGCAUUGACACGGCAAAAGCAAGGCAAGUCCACCCAUCACCAAGUGGGCUUGCCAUGGCUAGCCUGUCCAUGGCUCCUUCCGUCCUUGACCCGGUCUCGCCCAAUGGACCGGUUCCAGGACAUCGCAACGGCAACUCUCAGUUGGAUUGCCUGUGUUGAUCACCUGCUGGCUGUAUGACUGAUCACGUUGGCCGGCUUUGCUCCGUUGGUUUUUAUGGCUCUCUUGUCUAAUGGAUGGCGUUAAGAGGGUUUGGCACUUUGCAUGGGUUCCGGGGAGCCAGAAGGCUUCUGAUGUAGAUAUUGAAAAUGAAAAGUUUCUCUUGUUAUGGGUCUAGGCUAGCAGCGUAUUUGCAACCGGGAAACGAGAAAUGGGACGCAAUUACGAAGCAG